GGGAGCGGUUUAUUGACCUUUUAUGGACAAUUUAGGCUGGUUUACCUUGUUGUGAUUCUUUGUCAGUUAGGGUUAUAUAUAAGGUGAGUUUAACCCGUGCAUAUUCUCGGAUAGUGAUUGUGAGUUUUUCUGGUCAUUAAAUAAAUUGAAAAAGUGAUUACAAAAAUUUAAGAGAACAAAAGAAAAAAAAUGCUUAUAUUGUAAGCUUCUAUUUCUUACUGGGCAGUAAUGCAUGCAAGUAAUGAUGAUGAUUGAAGACGUGCCUACUACUACUAUAAUUUUCUGGACGUACAAUGGCCCCAUGAACUUUGAAGUUUCUUUUUCAAACACCUAAAAAAGAUGAAAACUUUCCUCUUUCCCAUUUCUGAUAUCUUACCAAACAAUUAAUGAUGGGUACGAACAAUCACCCGCUGCCACCACCUUCUCCGAUUCCGACCGGAAAAGGCUCUCGGUCGGCCGUCGAUUCUGUCUUGUCUGAAUACAUAGACCAAACACAGAUAGUGCCGGAACUGAGUCUCCCUCAAAAUGCACAACGUUGGGUACCUGCUGAAAUCGAUUAUGAAUCGCUCAAGUUUCGUGACAGUCAAGCUAUUGAAAAGAUUUCGAAAUCGAUCUCAGAUGAUGGAGUGUUUCUAGUCACUGAUCAUGGGGGAUUCAGUACCGGGGAGCUGAGGUCAAUCUUGAUUGAUAAUCAAUGGACUUUUGCGUUGUUAUCACCGGAUCAUAACGAUUGGCGGCGUCGCGGCUAUAAUGAGAAGUAUGUUUGGUCCAUUUCAGACAAGAAGUUGACGCUGGAGAAAGGCAAAUAUACUGCCCAUAAUCAGGAAAUUUUGCAGAUUUUAAGCCAAGAAAUGGAGAAUGUUGGCACUAAGCUAAAAGAAAUGGCACAAGAAUUAAGCCCAGUGGUCCUAGGAAGUAGGAGUGGACAACCUGCGACAAAAACAAAAUCCGACGAAACAAAACUGUGCAUUUAUGGAUCCACUACUAAUUAUAACACUCAACAAUCUGCUAGUAUCAUUGACGACCAAAGUGAUGAUCAUUAUCCAUUAUUCAAAUAUGGUUUCAGCCUGCUUCUUCCUCUUCAGCCAACUGAAUUUUACGUCAAAGCAAAAGCGUCGUCGUUUAGGACGACGACCGCCGAUACAGUGAUUGUCGCCAUUGGCGAAGACCUCCAGAUAACCAAUUCACUUACAGUGAAUCUCCAUGGAAACUCAGUCUCGUUAUCCAUUGAACUCAACUACUCUUCUUCUUCUUCUUCUUCUUCUUCAACUUCACGUAACAGUGAUGACGACGUUGCACAGAAUAAAAUCUCCUUGCUUGAUCAGAUUGUUAUAGUCAUCAUAUUCAUAUUGCUAUAUAAUUUUUUUGGCUGUCUAAUUUCAUGGUUUUGAGGCUUAAAAAUAAAAAUUUCCCCACAAAUGAUGAGUGAUGGAGUGAGUGAUAUACUGUUAUAUACACACAUAUAUACUUUACUAGUUUACUUCAUAAAAAAAUUGGGUUUCCAAUUUUACUAUUGUAAAGAGUGAUUUGGCUGCUUCGCUUGUUCACCAGUUCAUUAUAUUGUGUUUGCUUGGUUUAUAGUGUGCUAAUAUAUAUUUAUGAGUUCGUGUAAAGAGAAUUUUGCAAUAAUAAUGUUU
Molecule: messenger RNA, 1637 nt
Organism: Ipomoea nil (Japanese morning glory)
Lineage: Eukaryota; Viridiplantae; Streptophyta; Magnoliopsida; Solanales; Convolvulaceae
Exons: 2
Coding region: 387-1391 (334 amino acids)
Source: RefSeq, a predicted model, not a curated record